Phoenix dactylifera (date palm) is the source of this 2788-nucleotide messenger RNA. It is a transcript of the gene LIG1, whose product is annotated as DNA ligase 1. Gene Ontology annotation, biological process: DNA biosynthetic process; lagging strand elongation; DNA recombination. Gene Ontology annotation, cellular component: mitochondrion; nucleus. NCBI's taxonomy places the organism in Eukaryota, Viridiplantae, Streptophyta, Magnoliopsida, Arecales, Arecaceae. Gene Ontology annotation, molecular function: ATP binding; DNA binding; DNA ligase (ATP) activity. The record is from RefSeq and is a predicted model, not a curated record.
UUAACGCAUCAUGCCCAGCCGUUCACUCGCUGUCUCUCCCCCAACUCUCACUUCAUGCUGUUGAGAGCUCCGAGUCUAUCAUUCCUCAAUUUUUUCCCUCCCCCACCGCCUCCCUUCCUUAGCCGCCUCCUUUUCUCCAAAUCCAAAACCCUCAACCCCUCCGCCCUCCUCCGCCUCUCCUCCAUGUCCGCCCGCCGGACCGUUGCCGAGGCCCUCAUGGGCAGCGCCCGCGCCGCCGCCGCCGCCGCCCGAAAGAAGGCCAAGCAUGACAAACCCCCAUCCCCAUCCCCAUCCCCGCCCCCGGAACCCUCCCCUCCUCGCCCGAAGCCCGCCAAAACCCUACGCACCCAACCGGACGAGAAGAAGAAGAACGCCGCCCUCGAGCUCCGGAAGAAGUGCACCGAUUUCAACCCCGGAGCCGCCGCUUACUGGAAGGACGGCGAGCCAGUCCCGUUCUCGUUCCUCGUGCACGCCUGGGAGCUGAUCGGAAAUGAGUCGGGCCGGAUUGCCAUGACGGAGAUCCUCUGCAAUGCCUUUCGGACGGUGAUCGCCACCACACCCGGGGAUCUUCUUGCCACCGUUUACCUCACGGCGAACAAGAUUGCUCCGCCCCACGUGGGUCUUGAGCUUGGAAUUGGAGAAGCAUCCCUCAUCAAGGCGCUUGCCGAGGCUUAUGGUCGGAAGGAGGAGCAUGUGAAGAAGCAAAACAGCGAAUUGGGUGACUUGGGUCUUGUUGCAAAAGCAAGCCGUUCAACUCAAAAGUUGAUGUUCCAGCCUAAACCUUUGACAAUUAACAAGGUUUUCAAUACAUUCCUGGCUAUUGCAAAGGAAUCUGGGGCAAAUAGUCAGGACAAGAAAAAGAAUCAUAUAAAGGGACUUCUGGUUGCAGCAACUGAAUGUGAACCUCUGUAUAUAACUCGUCUUCUACAGUCAAAAAUGCGUAUUGGUUUGGCGGAGAAAACUGUCCUUGUUGCUCUUGGGCAUGCAGCUGCAUAUUCUGAAACAUGUCCAAGGCCGCCUCUGCAAACUCAAUCUCCCCUUGAGAAGGCUGCAAAAAUUAUCAAACAAGUAUAUUCUGUACUUCCGAGCUAUGACAAAAUUGUCCCUGCUCUUCUUCAAGUUGGGGUAUGGAAACUUCCAGAGGCAUGCAAUUUUACUUUAGGUGUGCCUAUUGGACCUAUGUUAGCAAAACCAACGAAGGCCGUAUCGGAGAUCAUUGACAAAUUCCAGGGAAUGGAGUUCACCUGUGAGUACAAAUAUGAUGGUGAACGUGCCCAGAUACACUACAUGGAGGAUGGAUCAGUCGAGAUAUACAGUCGUAAUGCGGAACGGAAUACUGGGAAGUACCCGGAUGUUGUCAGUUCUAUCUCAAGAUUCAAAAAGGAAACUGUAAAAUCAUUUGUGCUGGAUUGUGAAAUUGUUGCUUAUGACCAUGAGAAGCAGAAGAUCUUACCUUUCCAGGUCCUCAGCACUCGUGCUCGUAAGGGUGUGAUCUUAAGUGAUAUAAAAGUCACAGUCUGCACCUUUGGCUUUGAUAUUCUGUAUAAAAAUGGCCAACCUCUUCUCCAGGAGCAACUCAAAGUUCGUCGACAGCAUCUCUACAGUUCUUUUGAGGAAGUGCCAGGAGUAUUCCAGUUUGCAACUGCCAUAAUAACAAAUGACGUCGAGGAAAUACAGAAAUUCCUUGAAGCAGCUGUCAACUCCAGUUGUGAAGGAUUGAUUAUCAAAACAUUGGAUAAAGAUGCCACAUAUGAGCCUUCUAAGCGGUCUAACAACUGGCUGAAGUUAAAGAAAGAUUACAUGGACAGCAUUGGUGACUCACUAGAUUUGGUGCCUAUUGCUGCAUUCCAUGGUCGUGGAAAACGUACAGGGGUUUAUGGUUCGUUUCUUCUUGCUUGCUAUGAUGAACACAAUGAAGAAUACCAAACCAUCUGUAAUAUAGGUACUGGAUUUUCUGAGUCACAACUUGAAGAGCGGUCUGCAAGUCUUCGCAAUAAAGCGAUUCCUACACCAAAGCCAUAUUAUCGAUAUGCUGAUACAGUGAAUCCGGAUGUAUGGUUUGAGCCAGCAGAGGUUUGGGAGGUGAAAGCGGCAGAUUUGAGCAUCAGUCCUGUUCAUCGUGCUGCUAGUGGCAUAGUUGAUCCAAAUAAGGGUAUUUCUCUUCGAUUUCCUCGUUUAGUCCGUGUUCGAGAUGACAAAAGCCCUGAACAAGCCACAACGUCUGAUCAGGUUGCUGACAUGUAUCGUGCUCAAAAGAUUAACCACACAAAUAACCAUGAGGAAGAGGGUGAUGACUAACAUAUGUGAAUUCUACUAUUCAGUAUUUGAUGGUUCUGUAAGGGCCUUAAUCAGACGGCUAUUUAAUUCAGGGUGCCCAUUUGGUGAUUCUGACAACUGGAUAAUCUUAUUGUCCAUGAGGCUGGCAUCGAUCUUCAUUCAUCAAGACUGCAAGAUCUCAUCAUAGAUGUUGUGGGAAGAUGAACUGGUCUGAUCAAGGAAUGAUUGUGUUUCUCACCUUUUUUGUAUGUAAGACUGCUUAGCCUAUUCAAUUGGAGAUCGUCUAUCUGAAAUAUCUGUUUUACUGAUGAACCAAACAAGUAGGUAUUCUGUCUUGACAUCUUUUUUGUGUGCUAAGGUUUUAUUCUUGUUGUUAAAAGCAUCCUACUAAUUGUUCAAUUAUAAUCCAUUAGAGUGAUACUGGGAGAUAGUAACAAAAGCAUCUUAGGAUAAUGAUAAUGCUGUUACUACUGAGUUAAACUGAAAUAAUGCUUACUGGAUUUGAGACUGA